Molecule: messenger RNA, 3147 nt
Organism: Lytechinus pictus (painted urchin)
Lineage: Eukaryota; Metazoa; Echinodermata; Echinoidea; Temnopleuroida; Toxopneustidae
Product: DNA-dependent protein kinase catalytic subunit-like
Exons: 24
Coding region: 1-3147 (1048 amino acids)
Source: RefSeq, a predicted model, not a curated record
AUGACUCGAAAUUAUGCUGGAAGCAAGGUCCAGGCCUUGGAGUUUCUCCUGGGCUUUGUGCAGAAGGCCAAGGAACUGGUUGUGGACAAUGCCAAGGACAUCAAGGAUGUCUGUAUGUCGCUAUAUACCAGGGACAAACUAGCCAAGGUCAAGGCCAAGACAUUUCCACUCGUUGUAGAGCUGCUGAAGCUGACAAGCGGUACGAGAAUGGAUGCAGUCAUGGGUGCGGAGGGAAUGCUCAAGAAAUUCUUUGGAGAGCUCGCUCAGCCAAGCAAACUUUCUCAAUCAGUCAAAUUUGGCAUCUACCAAACCCUUGGUGCCUUUGGAGAGUACUAUCCACAGCUUGUAAUGGCCUAUUCGGAGAGACUCUUUGGUGUUCUCGUAUCUACACUUAAAGAACAGAUGACAUCAAAGACCAAGAAGCCAGAGAUGACCACCGUUGCUGGCUGUCUGAUGGGUCUAUCACAUCUUCUUGUCAACUUUACACAAUCCGUAGAGGAGAACAGCAAACAUUGUAAAGCAAUCUACCAAUAUGCGACCAUGAGUGUGGAUCCCGGACCUUACAAAUCCAAGGAGUCUGGAUCAACCCCUCGAUACGACAUCCCGAAGGCUGGCCUUAACCUUAUAGGCAGACAUGCAGCACAGUUCAACGAGUAUCUCUAUAGGGACCAUGAGAUGGUGUACAGCCGACUCCUAUACUGGAGUCAUUCGCGUAACUCUGAGAUGAAAUGGGCCGGAUACGAAGCUCUUCAGUCGUUCCUCAAAGUGGUGUCGUACAUGCUGGUGGAAAAUGCAGAGAAAAAGAGAUCCUCGGAUAUAGCAGUCUUGAAGUUCUUCAUCCAAUCAUUUCGGAAUACCAUCGAUGAUACAAGCAGCUCUUCCAAGGCUCUUUCUACGGCCAUCAGGGGCUAUGGUGUCUUCGCAGCGCCCUGCAAGGCAUUCAUGUCGGAAGAAGACGUGAGAUUCAUGUUCAAUGAGAUCAUCCAAAGAAGUGAACAACAGUUUCUUGUUCAAGGAGAAGAGAGAUUGUCCCAACUACCUACGUACCUGGAGGCACUGGCUAGCAUUGUUGGGCAAUUAGAUACAGUGAGUGAUACUUUCUUGUCAUCGCUUGAGAAGUUGGUAGUCCUGGUGUUUGGAAGCUACCCCCAUCAGGCUCGGAGUAGUCAGUGGACCAGCCACAGUGCUAUCCUACAGAUCCUCAUCGCGCUAUCGGCUAAAGGAGCAUCCCUCCAAGGGUUCCUCUCCAGAGUGGUUUAUCAGUGGAUCCUUCGUACAUGUUCCUUUCCUGUACUCUUAGAAUCAGGAGGUGAGGAAGGAGAAGAACAGAGGAGUGACGAGAUGGAGAUAGAGCAGGAUGCCAGACGAGUCUCCUACAAAAGCUUCAUGGAUCUGUGGACCAGGCUGCUGGAUAGCAAGUUUAUCAAGACAUCUGAAGCUCACGGUUCAAGCUAUGCUGAACGGUUGAACAUCCACACCAUGAUCUACAAUGAGUUGAUCGGAGGAAUCCUGAAGGUUAUCAAGAAACUGGAUCUCAGCUCCAACAAAGACAAUGAGGAACAGGCAUCAGAUGGUGUGACCUCUGACCUUGCAGGAAGUACUUCGUCUGAUCCUCUGGAAGGGUUGAGAGCUGCCAAACCAAAGGACCAACAAGUCUUUAUCAACCUUGUGGAUUUCACCAAGGAACUAUUACCCACAAGACAGAUCCAGCUGUUUGAUGCUUGGGUGUAUCGCUUUGGUCAUGAACUGAUUCAGCUCUCGAGCCAACAUCCACUGAUCAGUGGCUUCUACAAGCUGUUGACCGUCUGCAUGACCAUGUCCAGCAAGACUGCAUUCUUCAAGGAAGUGGAUCCAUAUGUCUCAAUGGAAUCGUGUUUCAAACCGAAAUUGAAAGAUGAAUCCAUGGAUGUGGAUGACGACAGCGAGCCCAUGGCAACCAAGGCCACGCCUAGCAGCGUGUCUCUCUCCGACAGAGAAGCCUGUUUCUUCCUGUUUUCCAAGUUCUCGAAGGAGGUUCUGGUCCGGCUGAAGCAGUACAAGGAUGACCUCCUCGCUUCUUGUCUCUUUCUCAUCCUCUCUCUCCCCCAUCAGGUGGUGGAGUAUGAAGUUCGUGAUGUCAUUCCAGCACUCCAGACUGCGUUCAAGCUUGGUUUGAGUUACUUACCCCUGGCCGAGUCUGGACUCUCGGCCCUUCAGACCUGGAUCCGUUACAUUCCAUCAGAUGUUCUCAAGCCUUACUAUGCCCAGGUUCUUCCCCAGCUAGAUGGCUACCUCAGGGCCGGAAGUGGAUCUGAAGAUGACAGUAGCAGACCUGAGGUUCUUGUCGUUCAAACAGCAUCCAGUCGCCAGGGACGGAGACGCAUCCCUUAUAAACUUCUAAAGAAAGCCAAGGAAAAUGAUCAGAGUCAAGACUCCCCUUUGAGGAGUGUCCAGCUCCAGAUCCUCCGUCUCCUUGGCUCCUUGGGAGGUAGUGUGAACGUGGGUCUCCUGGAGACAUCGGCCCAGGAGCUUGCCAAGGUAGCCCUGGCGUGGGACUCGCAGCCGAGACUCAACUUUCCCGUUCCAUUCGUGGAUAUGAAACCCGAGAUUCAGCUAGACGCCUUUUUGCCAAGGAUCGUUGACCUGGCUUUGACCUCCAGUGACCGUCAGACCAAGGUGGCAGCAUGCGAGACCCUACAUACCUUGGUUCUUUUCAUGCUGGGUAAAGGAUCUCAACAGCCUGACCAAAGGGAAGCUAAGAGCCCAAUGGAUCAACUGUACAAGAAGGUCCUUCCUGCAGUACUUCAGCUCGCUUGUGAUGUGGAACUGGUCGCCAGGCAGCUCUUUGAACCCCUUGCCAUGCAACUCAUCCACUGGUUCUCAGGGAACAAGAAGUAUGAGAGCGAAGAGACCACCACGUUGCUGAAUGCCAUCCUUGCCGGUAUAGUACAUCCUACAGACACAGCACUGAGAGACUUCUGCGCUCGCUGUAUCAGUGAAUUCUUGCGGUGGUCCAUCAAGCAGACAAGUAAAAAGCAACAAGAAAAGAAUGCAUUCAACACCAAGUCACUCCUGAAGCGUCUCUACUCCAUGGCCUCGCACCCCAGUGCAUUCAAGAGACUCGGAGCUGCUCUUGCCUUCAAUAGUAUCUACACCAUCUUUAGGUAA